AUGAGACUGUAGAAGUUAGGAGAAUUUUCUAAUUUCUUUUGAAAAUGGCAUCUUUUGAAGCUUUGCACGAUUAUAUUAAAUCAAAAAACAAUUUUACGAAAUUUGUAAAUAGUUCUGAAGUCCCGCAAACUUGCAAAUCUGAGCCAUGCAUGCUCGGUGUCGAUGAAGCCGGCCGUGGUCCUGUUUUAGGGCCAAUGGUAUAUGGAAUAGCAUACUGCCCUAUUAGUCAAAAAGAAGUUUUACGAACCUUAGGAUGUGCAGAUUCAAAAGCGCUAACAGAAGAGAAGCGAGAUGAGAUUCUCCUCAAAAUGUUUUCAGAAGAAGAAGCAUUAAACAAUGUUGGAUGGAUUGCAGAAGUAAUAUCUCCAAAUUACAUUUCAAAUUCAAUGUACAGACGAGCUAAACAUUCACUUAAUGAGGUUUCAAUGAAUUCUGCAAUAAGUUUGAUUAAAAGAGCUAUAGAGUUUGGAGCUAAUAUUACUGAAGUUUAUGUUGACACAGUCGGCCCACCAGAGAAGUAUCAGGCUAAGCUGAGUGAAAUUUUCCCUGAUAUUAAAAUUAUUGUGGCGAAAAAAGCUGAUUCCAUUUAUCCAAUCGUAUCAGCGGCGAGUAUAGUGGCGAAGGUUACGAGAGACCAUGCUCUCAAAGUUUGGGAAUUCCACGAGGGCUUGGAAAUGAACCAUAAAGAAUUUGGCAGUGGCUAUCCUGGAGAUCCAUUAACCAAGAAGUUUAUACGAGAUCAAAUAGACAGAGUAUUUGGAUACCCUCUCUUGGUGAGGUUUAGUUGGUCCACGGCCGAGCUGAUGCUUCAGGAGAAAGCCGCUAAAUGUACAUUUGAAGAAAUUGAUGAUUCAACAACAAAGAAGUCAGCGGGAACAAAAUCCAUCAGUACAUUUUUUUCACCCAAAAAUGAAAAGAGAAGAAAACGGCAUAAAUUUUUCGAAGAAAGAUAUCUGACUAUUAAUAAUGUUUUUGAGUAAUUUUUUUUGUUUCUGACAAAUGAAAAAUAAAAUAAUUGUGAUAUC
Messenger RNA from Vanessa tameamea, 1025 nucleotides. Its product is annotated as ribonuclease H2 subunit A. Bases 45 to 980 code for a protein of 311 amino acids. Gene Ontology annotation, molecular function: RNA binding; RNA-DNA hybrid ribonuclease activity. The record is from RefSeq and is a predicted model, not a curated record. Gene Ontology annotation, cellular component: ribonuclease H2 complex. Gene Ontology annotation, biological process: DNA replication, removal of RNA primer; mismatch repair. The transcript is spliced from 5 exons. Lineage: Eukaryota; Metazoa; Arthropoda; Insecta; Lepidoptera; Nymphalidae.